Messenger RNA from Impatiens glandulifera, 1539 nucleotides. RefSeq names its product glucan endo-1,3-beta-glucosidase 11-like. The record is from RefSeq and is a predicted model, not a curated record. Gene Ontology annotation, molecular function: hydrolase activity, hydrolyzing O-glycosyl compounds. NCBI's taxonomy places the organism in Eukaryota, Viridiplantae, Streptophyta, Magnoliopsida, Ericales, Balsaminaceae. Gene Ontology annotation, biological process: carbohydrate metabolic process. Gene Ontology annotation, cellular component: plasma membrane. The transcript is spliced from 2 exons. Bases 262 to 1410 code for a protein of 382 amino acids.
CUUCUCCGUUUCCCUUUUCUUCUUAUAUAAAACGGCCGCCAAAACUCCCCCCCGCCGCCGAUUCCUCCAUUUUCCGGCAACCUUCCGUCCGCCUCCACGGCCAUUCUCUCCACCGGCGGCGGCCUCUUACAAGAACUUUCCGAUUCCUUAUCAGAUUGAGAAAAUAAACCGGUCUGUAAACCGGCAAUGCGGAAUUGAAGUCUACUGUAUAGUGGAUAGUGGAUACAAUUGAUCAUUCAUCCUUCCGAAAUUCACAUAUAUAUGAAGAUCUCAGACUCCUUUUUCCGAUUACUAUUGGCGUUAUUUAUCUUAUUUGCUGGAAAAGUUCCAUCGGAAGUUGAAUCAUUCACCGGAACUUAUGGAAUAAAUUAUGGUAGAAUUGCAAACAACAUUCCUUCUCCUGAUGAAGUCGUUAAGCUUCUUCGGUCUGUCAAGAUUAAGAACGUGAGAAUAUACGAUGCUGAUCAUAGCGUUUUGAAAGCUUUUAGUAAAACAGGACUUGAAAUAGUUGUUGGACUUCCAAAUGGAAACUUGAAAGAUAUGAAUUCAAACCCUGAUCAUGCUCUAACUUGGGUUAAAGAUAAUGUAUUAGCAUUCCUUCCAGAUACCCAUAUUCGUGGGAUUGCAAUUGGAAAUGAAGUUCUUGGUGGGGCAGAUCAAUCACUUUGGGAAGUAUUGUUAGGUGCUGCGAAGAACAUUCAUAACGCUACGAAAACCCUGAAAAUCGACGAUGUAAUUCAGAUAACAACAGCCCAUUCGAUGUUGGUUUUCAAUAACUCGUAUCCACCUUCUUCCUGCACAUUCAAUGACAAUAUCAUACAAUACAUGAAACCGCUCCUGGAAUUCUUUUCCAAUAACGGCGCUCCAUUUUGUCUAAAUGCUUAUCCUUUUCUGGCAUACAUGGAUAACCCGAAUGAUAUUGACAUAAAUUAUGCGCUUUUUCAGACAACAGAUGGUAUCUAUGAUGAGAAAAGUAAACUUCAUUAUGAUAAUAUGCUUGAUGCCAUAACUGAUGCAGCUUAUACUGCUUUGGAGAAUGCUGAAUUCAGAAAGAUGGAAGUUAUAGUUACUGAAACUGGUUGGGCUUCUCAUGGCGAUCAAAACGAAGCUGCUGCGAAUGGAACUAAUGCUAAAAUCUACAAUUAUAAUUUGCGGAAAAGACUGGCAAAAAGAAAAGGAACACCUUUGAGACCGAAAAAGAUGUUGAAGGUGUAUGUUUUUGCUCUGUUUAAUGAGAAUUUGAAGGAUGGACCAACUUCUGAAAGAAACUUUGGAUUGUUUAAAGCUGAUGGGAAUAUCUCUUAUGAUAUUGGAUUUUCGGGAUUGAAAUCAUCUUCUUCUCUAUCGACAAACUUCCGAUGGAUGGUGUACUGCUCUGUAUUGAUCAGCAUUCUCUUGUUGAUCUUAUAAUAUUAAAAUGUAUACAGAAUUCAGAAAACAGGACUUUUUUUCUUUGAUAGUCUUCUUAUAACUGUGAAAAAAAAAAACCUAAUGUGGUGGUGGUGAUUAUUAUAAUAAUAUUUGCAGUAGUUGGGACGA